Molecule: messenger RNA, 1746 nt
Organism: Patiria miniata (bat star)
Lineage: Eukaryota; Metazoa; Echinodermata; Asteroidea; Valvatida; Asterinidae
Product: pyridoxal kinase-like
Exons: 7
Coding region: 133-1047 (304 amino acids)
Biological process (GO): pyridoxal 5'-phosphate salvage
Cellular component (GO): cytosol
Molecular function (GO): pyridoxal kinase activity
Source: RefSeq, a predicted model, not a curated record
GUGGCGCCCUUCUACAUUAAAACGUGGGUUACGUAUCGUGUGUCAUGUGUGUCUUUUUUAACCCCAGGGAUUUUUCUUUAUCAGUGUUUAUCUGAAUGCUUUCCACCACUAUUAACUGAAAAGUUCGAAAUUAUGGCGAAUGUACAACCAGAGCGCAGAGUUCUUUCGAUCCAGAGUCAUGUGGUGUCCGGAUACGUUGGAAAUAAGUCUGCAACCUUCCCAAUGCAGGUGCAUGGAUACGAGGUUGACACCAUUAACUCUGUCCAGUUGUGCAGUCAUACUGGGUACAAGGUUUUCCAGGGCCAGGUGUUGAAUGCGAAUGAGCUUCGGAGUUUGUCCGACGGACUGAAGGCCAACGACAUCAACCAUUACUCACAUCUACUCACAGGCUAUGUAGGGUCCAAGUCUUUCCUCCGAGAAGUCAUCGAGGUGGUGAAGGAACUACGCGAGAAAAAUCCCGACAUCAUCUACGUGUGCGAUCCCGUGAUGGGGGACAACGGGAAGUUCUACGUUCCAGAGGAGCUAAUGCCGAUCUACAGGGACGACCUUUUGCCGUUGGCCAACAUGAUCACGCCAAACCAGUUUGAGGCAGAGCUCCUGAGUGGUCAGAAGAUAACCAAUGAGCAGAGUGCAUUGGAAGCUAUGCAAAUCUUACAUGACAAGGGUAUCCAGACUGUAAUACUGAGUAGUGUGCCCUCAGGCUCAGGCACAUUGACAUCCUAUGGCACGACAGUCAAAGAUGGUAAGAGGACAGGCUGUCGUGUGGAGUACCCAGCAUUCGAUUGUCAGUUCACUGGGACUGGCGAUCUUUUCUCUGCUCUUCUCCUGGUGUGGUCGCACACACACCACGACAACUUGCAGCUUGCUCUUGAGAAAACAGUAUCAGGCAUGCAGGCAGUGUUGCAGAGAACCCUUCAAAGCGCACAAAAGCUGGCAGGUCCAGGCAACAAGCCCACACCCCCGCAGCGCGAGCUGCGAUUGGUCCAGAGCAAGGCGGACUUAGAGGAUCCCAAGUUGUGCGUCAAGGCGACGCCGCUUCAGUUUUGACGACUGGAAAAACAGGGUAGACAAGCUGCAGCAACCAUGGUGCACUCUUCGUUCCUUUGAAAUCUGGUGACCGUAUUCAAAUUUAAGUCGUUGUACAGAUUCCAGUAAAUUGAAAGGUCACACAGUGAUACUGUAAAUGCGAACUUUUGUGAUCAGUAUUUAAAAAUAAUAAUAAUAAUGGGUUUUAUGUAGUACUUUUAAUCAAUAUGCAAGCGGGCGAUUGUAUACAUCAUUAUGUAUGCUUUUGUUAUCACCAAAUCAUUUGGGCGAUAUUUUUUUGUCAAAAGGACCUCACAUUUAUAGUGCAAAUAAAUUCAUGUUCUGGCCUUUUAAAUAUAACUCAAAUGUUCCCUGGGCCAAUAAUCCAAAAAAAAAAAAAUUAAACAUAUAUUUCAUUAUGGUUUAUUUUUACACCAAAAGAAGUGUAACAUCUUUCUUAUUUAAAGGACCGAAAUUGAUGGUUUUUUAAUAACAUUUUAAAGUUUAUUUCAAAGAAUUUGGGGGAACUUGGUACAAAUAAUAUUUGGUGUUGACACAGUAUUAUGGUGGUCGGUUUUUAUUCCAAAAGAGUCAUUAGAAAUUGAGCAUGAUUAUAGCUAAAUAUUUGCAUUCUUACAUUUUUUUUUUUUUUUUGGUUAAUAAGUCAUACAAUGUAUAUUUACUACCCGUUUCGUGUCCUGGAAUAAAUUGGUCAACACA